This is a messenger RNA of Micromonas commoda, 1446 nucleotides long. RefSeq lists its product with no specific name. The coding region runs from base 1 to 1446 and encodes 481 amino acids. Gene Ontology annotation, cellular component: RES complex; U2-type spliceosomal complex. Gene Ontology annotation, biological process: mRNA splicing, via spliceosome. Gene Ontology annotation, molecular function: RNA binding. The record is from RefSeq and is a predicted model, not a curated record. The transcript has a single exon. Lineage: Eukaryota; Viridiplantae; Chlorophyta; Mamiellophyceae; Mamiellales; Mamiellaceae.
AUGUCGUCGAAGCUCGACUACCUGCGACGGUACCUCGGCGGCGACGCCGGCGGCGACGGCGCCGGGGACGGGGAGAAGAAGAAGAAGCGCAAGCGCAAGAAGGAGCGGGACGGCGCGCCCUCGGGCGGUGGGUCGGACGGCGCCGCGCCCAGGGCCAAGAAGCUCGGCACCGGCAUCACGGUCCACGACGACGACGUCGACGACUGGAAGUACGCCGCCGAGCGCGAGGCGGAGCGGCGCGCUCGCGAGGAGGAAGGACCGGUGGUGGUGGGCGGCGACGACCCGGGCGUGAGUAAGGGGCGCGCGAGGCAGUACCUGGGCAUCAGGGAGGACGGGUCGGGAUGGGCGGUGGCGGACGACGACGCGAACGACGCGAACGACGGCGACGGCGACGACCUCUCGCCGCCGAGGCCGGGGCGACACGACAGCGACGAAGACCUCUCGCCGCCGAGGCCGGGGCGACACGACAGCGACGAAGACCUCUCGCCGCCGAGGCCGGGGCGACACGACAGCGACGACGACCUCUCGCCGCCGAGGCCGGGGCGACACGACAGCGACGACGAAGAAGCCGAUGAUCCGUCUCCGCCGAGGCGACGCAGGCACGACAGCGACGACGAGGUGGCCGGCGACCUCUCCCCGCCCCGCCGCGGCGGCGCGCGAUCGCCGUCGAAUGAAGAUCUCUCUCCGCCGCGACGUCGAGCGGGGUCGCCGUCGAAUGAAGAUCUCUCCCCGCCGCGCAAGCGCGUUCCGACCAUGACCGACGGCACCGCGACCGGCUUGGUGGACGCCGCGACCGUCGUGCGCGAGGCGGAGGAGAAGCGCGCGGCGGCCAAGGCGCGGAUGGAGAGGCUCGGCGACGACGCGACUGGUCGCUACGCGGCCACCGCGGUGCGAGACAAGGCCACCGGUCGGAUCCUCACCGCGGAGGAAGUCGCCGCGCGGGAGGCGGCGAAGGCGGCGGCCAAAGAACCCAAGGAGCGCGAGAGGCCGAUAUGGGCGACGGGCGUCGCGCAGGCGAAGCAGAUCGCCGAGGGACGCGCGGCGUUGGCCGAGGAGUCGACGAAUCCCUUCGCUCGAUCCGACAUUGACGCUCGCGCCGACGCGGCGAUGCGGGAGGCGGAGCGCUUCGGGGACCCGAUGGCGUACCUCGCGAGGCGGCGCGAGCGGCAGGGGGGCGGGGAUAUCGUGUUGCCGUCCGUGGUGGAGGGCAUCAGCGAGGAGGCGCUUAAGAAGAGCGGGUUCAGGAUCCCGCAGGAGGUGCCCGCGCACUCGUGGAUGAGGCGGGGGAUCGGCGCGGCUCCCAAUAGAUACGGGAUUCGGCCGGGGCGGCACUGGGACGGGGUGGACAGGAGCACGGGGUUCGAGCAGGAGCUGUUCAAGACGCAGAACCAGGUCCGGGCGAGGGAUCACAGCGCGUGGAAGAUGGCGCAGGCGAUGUGGGAGUGA